AUGAUCGCUACCGCCUCGCUCUCCAUUGGGGGUAUCGUCAACCCCGCCGACGCCUCCCCCGCCGAUUUGCUGAGCGUUGACGCCCCCUCCGUCGCCCCCUCUCUCACCUACUCGGACGACGAUUCCGAUAGUCUGGAGGAUGAGCCCAUCAUUCCUGAGCGCCGUCGCCGCGCCUCUACCCGCCUAAUUGCCCAGAGCGCCCGCGAUAUCCAGCGUAUAACCGGAGAGUCCACUGCCGAGUUCGUCGGCCGCUGUUGCGGUGGCUCUGGCGGAUGCUGCUUGGGCUCUCGUCGCCGCGAUGUCGACUAUGAGGAUGUCCCUCUGCCUGAGAACGACGCUUUCAAGUCCCUGGCUAUCAAGCUUGGUGAUAUCCCCACCGACUUGACCGGCAUCCUCGACAUGCCUGAGAAGACGGUCUCAUUCACAUCCAUUCCCAGACCAACCAAUGUGUCCCCCGCCGACUCGGGCGUUUCUCUUGGCGACGGUGCCGAGCCGGCCCCUCAGUCGGACUACCUAUGCCCCGGCCCCGACUAUGCGGCCGUCGACACUUCCAUCCAACCUCCUCGAUUCGUUCAACCUCACCCUCCUCACAACGUCUACCCGGCUCGCAUCCACAGCACCCGCGAGUUGACCAAGCCCGGUGCCGAGAAGCGCACAUAUCAUUUUGAUCUCGACAUCACUGACUACCCCGCCGAGGAGAUGUUUGACUUCAAGGUUGGUGGUGCCAUUGGCAUUAUGGCCCCCAACUGUGACAUCUCUGUCGUGGAUAUCCUCGACGCCCUCAUGGUGCCGCGCUUCCUGCGGGACAAGCCGGUUCUCAUGAAAACCACCAGGGGUCGCUGGCCCACCGUUUGGGGUGAUGACAAGCCCCGCGAGCUCAUCACUACCCGCCGCGACCUACUUACCUGGUGUACCGACAUCCAGUCCUACGCUCCUCCCAAGCCACUUCUUCGUGUUUUGGCUGAGCAUGCCACCGCAGCCAACGAGAAGAAGAUUCUCAUGUACCUCUGUUCUAAAGAGGGCUCAAGCGCUUUCUGCGACUUCCGGGGUGGUCCUCAGGUCACCUUGUCCCAGAUCCUUAACGCCUUCCCAAGCUCCCACCCUCCUCUGGACGAGGUUCUCUCCGUCCUGCAGCCCCUAAUGCCUCGUUUCUACUCUCUGUCCAAUGACCCCACCGAGUCCUACCAGCUCCGUGACCACGCUCAGCGCCGCCUGAUUGAGAUUGCCGUCACUGUUCAUGAGUCGAUUGACUGGCUGCGUGGCUGCCGAACAGGCGUUGGCUCGGGAUUCUUUGAGCGACAGGCUCGCAAGUACAUCCGAGCUCAGAACGCUGGAGAGAAGACACCCGAGUUCUACAUUCCCAUGUUCAAGGGCCUGAUGGCGAAUCCCUUGGCCAAGCAGUUCAACUCGGACGGCCCUAUGCUUCUGAUUGGUGCUGGUGUUGGUAUUGCUCCUUUCCGAGGCUUCGUGCAGCGUCGCCUGAAGCAGGCCAACUGUGCCAACAAGGUGUGGGUGCUGCAGGGCAUCCGCGACUCGCUAGUAGACGAGAUCUACAACGGCGAAUGGGGCGUGCACGAGUCUGAGGUCAAGCGUGUGGUGCAGAGCCGAGCUGGCACUGGCCGCUAUGUCCAGGAGGAAGUGCUCAACCAGUCAGACUUGGUCUGGUACAUCAUCAACUCGCUCGAUGGACGCGUCUUUGUCUGUGGCAGUAGCAAAGGCAUGGGCGAAGGCGUCGAGGAGUCGCUUGUUGAGGUGGCCAUGGCCAAGGGCAACUUGGAGCGCGAGGAGGCUCGCAACUUCUGGCAGCUCAAGAAGGAGGAGGGCCGAUACAUUGCCGAGACAUGGUGA
This is a messenger RNA of Ilyonectria robusta, 1848 nucleotides long. RefSeq lists its product as uncharacterized. Bases 1 to 1848 code for a protein of 615 amino acids. The transcript has a single exon. The record is from RefSeq and is a predicted model, not a curated record. Gene Ontology annotation, cellular component: cytosol. Gene Ontology annotation, biological process: homocysteine metabolic process. NCBI's taxonomy places the organism in Eukaryota, Fungi, Ascomycota, Sordariomycetes, Hypocreales, Nectriaceae. Gene Ontology annotation, molecular function: FMN binding; flavin adenine dinucleotide binding; [methionine synthase] reductase (NADPH) activity.